This is a messenger RNA of Schistosoma haematobium, 1956 nucleotides long. Its product is annotated as TRP-like ion channel Pkd2. NCBI's taxonomy places the organism in Eukaryota, Metazoa, Platyhelminthes, Trematoda, Strigeidida, Schistosomatidae. The transcript has 17 exons. Bases 1 to 1956 code for a protein of 651 amino acids. The record is from RefSeq and is a predicted model, not a curated record.
AUGUCAAUGUCUUCGUUUAUGUGUUCUGUGAAUGAUGCCGUGUAUGGUAGUGAUGAAUUUCCACCGACAAUUUCUGUUUCAUGGAUCAAUGUGAAUGAUAAUGACUUACCAUGGAAAUAUACACCACCAAGUAGAAAUAGUUUUAGUAAUGGUAUUCGACGAUCAUCAUCAUUUUUCCGUAGUUUUAAUCAAAAUGAAUUAAAUCAUUUACCAUAUCUAACAACUGAUCCCUAUUUGGAACCUGUUUCGUUGAAACGAAGACAACAACAAGAAAAACAACCGGGAAAUUUGAUCAAUACAAUGAAAAUCAAUCUCAUUGAUCAUUAUGAUGAUAUGGAUCUGGAUACAGCAGUGAAUGAAAAUGAAUGUGAUCAACAUCUUGCAUUCCACAGUGGAACAAGUUCAGCGAUUAGUUCAUUAGUAUUCGCUGAUGAUGAUGGUAUUUCUAAAGUGUCAGAACAUUCAAUAAAUAAUCGAAAAUCGGAUCAACAUAGUUCAUUACACUGGAUCACAUCGCAAACUGUAUUAUCAAAUGAAACUAAUCCAAUGAAUAAUAAUAAUAAUUCUAUAAUAGAUGUUACGACGGUUAUUACCAAUAUUUGCACUAAUACUACUACUACUAAUAAUAAUAGUAAGAGAAAUUUUGGUUCAAUCGAUUCAUUAUGUGAAACAGUGGAUUUGCCUAGAACUAAUUUACCGACCCCAAUGUUAACAACGACAACAAUGGAAUAUGGUGCUGCCUUUGACCAGUUUAUUGAAGGCACAAAAGUUUGCAAAUCUCUAGCCAUCUUCGUUCAUUUUCCCCCUAGUCCAUGUCGCCGGAUGAUACAGAGCUUUGCAACUGGCCAGUUUAUACUGCUGUAUUUAAUCAUCGUAUUAAUUUAUAAAUUCUUCGACUGCCAUGACAUUUGCAAAAUACGUGAAAAAGUAAUUUCUGAAAAUAAUACAUAUAGAUAUUCUCAUCACUAUUAUUAUUCCCAGACAAUCCGGUCUAAUCAACCUCUUCCAAUUAUUAAAGGCAGCUUUGAAAGGUUGUUUUAUGAAAAAGAAAUUAAUGCACCAUUCCCGUUUACGUUUUACGGCACUACGGUCAACAGAUUCAUAAUUGACAUUUCUGGUACAAUUUAUAUGUUCGGUGGACAGUACUUAGGAGGAAUCAAGCAUUAUUUUGAUAGCAGUUUUUAUUCGAUAUCUGAAUUUUCGUCUACUGGGGAAUUAUUAGCCGUCAGAAUGUUUUAUUAUCAAGAAGCUGGUGAUGAACUUCCUGCAUUCAGUAUAACUACUGCGAUAAUUUGGAAUGGGAAUAUAAUAUUCCAUUAUGAGAACGUUCCUACGGUAAUUGGUGAAAACCAAAGGUUAUCGAGGAUUGCGGCUAAUACUGAUUGCCCAGAAGAUGAGGAAGGAAAUGCAAUAGAUGUUCCUGGAAAAUGGAUCCAAAGUGGAACGUUAGUGGAGUUUGAAGCUCUCGGUGAUUGUCCAAAACACGUUUCGAGUGAAGCAUGUCACGGCGCAACAAUACCAGAUACAACGUGCAUUUGGUGUGAAACAGCCAAUAUGUGCAUCACCAGCAAUGAUAAGGAUCUUCAUGAAUUCAAAGUAAAUGGUUGCAAGAAUAAAAGCUCGACUGUCAACGUUGCUACUGAACCAACAACUCUAGCAACUACUGAAACUGAUUUGAAGAAGACUAGUGGAAGCAUUGAAUCACAUUUGAACAUGACUACAGAUACAACAACUCCUGCAACUACUGAAACUGAUCUAAGAAAUGAAUUGAAGAAGACUAGUCCAAGUACUGAAUCACAUUUGAACAUGACCACAUAUACAGCUGAACACAUGGAGGAAACAAAAACACUGCAAUAUGUGUACAUCGUUGUACCAUUAGUUAUAUCUUUCCUUAUUGUGUGCAUUGGCUGUAGCAUUUGGCUAUGGUUCUACAGAAGGAACAGAGUUCAUCCAUAG